This is a messenger RNA of Colletotrichum chrysophilum, 861 nucleotides long. RefSeq lists its product as uncharacterized. NCBI's taxonomy places the organism in Eukaryota, Fungi, Ascomycota, Sordariomycetes, Glomerellales, Glomerellaceae. The transcript is spliced from 2 exons. The record is from RefSeq and is a predicted model, not a curated record. The coding region runs from base 1 to 861 and encodes 286 amino acids.
AUGCCAACAGAAACGGAAGAAGAUCCACAAACAAAACCCCGUGUAAGGAGGCUGGCUCGUAUGAGGAAUCGUGAUGAUGAAGACGACGCCCCUAAGCCCAACCAGUCGCCCUCAAGCUCGUCUGUAGAGGACGAGCCAGCCACGCUCAUUUUCAAACCCAGCUGCCCUGACCAAGAACGAUGGCUCUUUCAAAGACGUGCUGAGCUGGAGGAUCAAAAGGGAAGUGGCAUCUGGGCAACGAUCACAGCCGAAUACAACCGGAAGUACAAUGCGACUUCUGAUAUCCCGCGUCUGCAGAUGGUUUGCAGCAGAGGAAGGGCUCCGUACCUCGCAUGGCACCCGACAGAUGACGACAAGCUUCGACGAGCCAUCCUCUUUGACGAACAGCAGCAGAUGCAGAGGGUUUUCGCCAAGUUCAAGGAACUCGGUGGCGGCGCAUACGCCCACUGGGGCCGUAACGAUCUCGAGCUUCGCAUGGUGGAACUAGGCUGGGCGGACGUCCACGUUGAACCCUCGCCGUUAGACUCCAGCGUCAGCGUCCGGCGCCGCAGGAAGCUCAACCGCCGCCAGUCUACGGCCCAAGAUGCACAGUCUAGGUUGAACAUGACCGAAGAGGACCAGGCGCAAGUGAUGGAAGAGAUCGUCGCACACAGGGGCAUCAAGCCUGAGGAUGAGGAUGCUGAGGUGACCCUCCACGAGAUGCAGAGAAUGCGUCUCCAGCACCCCAAAAACGCCCGUGUGACGAAGCAAGAGACACAGGAGAGCCUCAUCGCAAGCGGUGGACGUGUGGCAAAGAUCGCAAAGUCUUCAGCGGCAAAGGCCAAAAGCAGGAGUCGCGUGCAGAGAUCAAAAGCUGCAUAA